Salvelinus fontinalis (brook trout) is the source of this 1141-nucleotide messenger RNA. RefSeq names its product L-selectin-like. Gene Ontology annotation, molecular function: signaling receptor activity. The record is from RefSeq and is a predicted model, not a curated record. The coding region runs from base 1 to 1140 and encodes 379 amino acids. The transcript has 7 exons. Lineage: Eukaryota; Metazoa; Chordata; Actinopteri; Salmoniformes; Salmonidae.
AUGCCAGACUUUGAUGACAAAAUGUGCUCACGAAGGACCGCAGCGUCACCUUCCUGUUUAAGUGAGCACAGCACAACAAGGUUAACCCAACACCACAGCCUGAGCGCCAGAGAAGGAGACCGACACAUGUGUGUGAUAUUUACUGUUUAUGGACAAACACAGGCAGUUCACGGACCCUUCUUCAGACAGCCACAGGUAGUAACAAUGAUGUGGAUGCUGCUCAUAGUCCUAGGUAUGUGUGGAGGACGUGCCAUGGGCUGGACAUAUCAUUUCUCCACAGAGACCAUGAACUGGACCAUGGCAAGAGAGUGGUGUUGGAUUAACAACCACACAGACAUGGUAGUCAUCCAUAACCAGGAAGAGAAUAAUUACCUCCGCAACAUCUUGCCUGAUCAAACUGGGUCUCCGUAUUACUGGAUCGGAAUCAAGAAGAUCAAUGAAAACUGGACAUGGGUCGGAACUAACGGAACGUGGGUUGGGAAUUAUUCCUGGGCGCCCAACGAGCCCAAUAACAAACUGGGUGAGGAGUGUGUUGAGAUGUACGUCAACAAAGGGAACAGCGACAAUAACGGGAAGUGGAACGAUGAUAAGUGUUCAAAUCUCAAAUACCCGCUAUGCUACAGAGACCAAUGCAACCAAACAUCAUGCAAGGGACAAGGGAGAUGCUUGGAGACCAUCAACAACUUUACCUGUGUGUGCGAACCUGGGUUUGAGGGACACGAUUGCCAAACAGGUGAGGGGAAUCUGGAAGCUGCUGUUCCCACCGGUCGCUAUGGCUACAACAUCUGCUUCCUCAAUUUCCUGAGUACUAAGGGAUGUGACCCCUUAUGUCUACCUGAUGGGUUUGUGAACUGCUCUGCUGUCAACUCUACCUGCCGGUUGAGCUGUGAGAAGGGGAAUCUACUGCUGGGAUCCCCAGAAGUCAGCUGUAGCACGGACAGGGUCUGGACUGGGGUCUGGGGCGAUGACAUCUGGAGCAGGAUCUGGGUCUGGAGCGGACAAAGGCCAAUUUGUGCAAGUUAUCAGCAUGUCCUAAUGGUUGUAGCUGCUGGUUGGAUGCUCUCAAUGUCCUGCUGCAUCUGCUGUUGUUUCAAUCGCAGAAAAAGUAAGUUCCAGUUGUUUAUAAAAAAUGUUUUUUAAA